This is a messenger RNA of Sungouiella intermedia, 1353 nucleotides long. NCBI's taxonomy places the organism in Eukaryota, Fungi, Ascomycota, Pichiomycetes, Serinales, Metschnikowiaceae. The record is from the annotation of a GenBank genome assembly.
AUGUUGGACUUGCAAGACUUUGAUGUCUCCCCCACCUGUGGCUUCCUUCCCUCGGAGUAUCCCGUGGCCAGGUUGUCUCUGCCAUACUAUCAGCCCUGGGAAGAUCUAGUGGCCAACCUCCCAGCGUUGCUUUUGUCUCGCCGCAUCCGUGUAUUGGUGGACAAGUUGCCGAUUCUCCCCACCGAUAAACUUACCUCCAUUGCUGAGGUCAGACGUGCCUACCAAGUGUUGGGCUUCUUGGCUCAUGCUUAUGUGUGGGGAGUCAAUGAACCCACUGAUCGUAUCCCAGAAAGUGUGGCACGUCCACUCGUGGACACCGCUGAAACUUUGGGACUUCCUCCAUUGGCCACCUAUGCCGGCUUGUGUCUUUGGAACUUUAAGGAAAUCAUGCCCACGGGCAAUUCAAUCAAGAACCUUGAUUUGGACAACCUCACCACCAUCAACACUUUCACUGGAUCCAUCGACGAGUCAUGGUUCUACCUUGUAAGUGUAUUUUUCGAGUACAAAGGUGCUGGAACCAUCCGCACGGGUGUGGAGUCCAUUGCCCACGCCCAGAAUGGAGACUCAGAAAAGUUGAUUGGCUCACUCCAGAAAUUGGCACAGGCGAUCGACGAGUUAGGCACUGUCUUGAUGCGUAUGGAGGAGAUGUGUGAUCCUCAUGUAUUCUACUUCCGUAUUCGUCCUUACUUGGCCGGCUGGAAGAACAUGGCCGAUGCUGGCUUGAACAAAGAUGGAGUUUUCUAUGGUAACGAGCAGAAGCCUAGAGCAUAUGCGGGAGGUUCCAACGCCCAGAGCUCCAUGAUCCAAUUCUUAGACUCCUUGCUUAGCGUGAAACAUUUCUCUACCGGUGAGAGACCUGUUCCUCACCAAACUACCGAUUCGCAGACAACUAAGACUGCUGGCCCGAGAAAUGAUUACCUCAUGGACAUGCGUCAGUACAUGCCACGCAAGCACCGGGAGUUCCUUGCCACCAUUGACCGUGACAGCUGUAUCCGGGACUUUGUUAUGAAGAACAAGGACAAUUCCGCGCUUGUUCUCGCCUACGAUGCCUGUUUGGCCAUGCUCAAGCUGUUCCGUGACAAACACAUCCAGAUUGUCACAAGAUACGUGGUUUUGCAGGCAAAACAGGCGGGAAAGAUGGGUUCACUGCUGACGUUGCGGUCUGGCUUGGCCAAGAAAAAGAAACUGGGUGCCGAGGAGAAGGGCACAGGAGGCACGUCGUUGUUGCCAUUCUUAAAACAAUGUAGAGAUGAAACUGGAGACCCUGCUGCUGGAAGCUGGGGCCAGCGGAUACUCAGCGAUGGAGUUAUGCGGUUGAGAUACUCUAAGCCAAAUGGGAUCAAUGAGGAUUGA